AAUGUGGUAUUGGCAUAACACGCAGAUGUUAGUGGCUUGAUGGUCAGUUAAGACGAUACUAUACUUACCUUAUAUGAUAAGUCGAAGCAUGGGUCAAAGUGAGGAUACCCAGCCUCGCUUUGCAAGAUCUGUGGUGAAUAUGGAUGACCUUCUGAACAUGGAAGAUUAUUUGGUCUCUAAAUUGGAAGGCUACACCGAAAAAUUGUUCCAGAAAGCCAAAACCAUUAGAUGGGGAAUUGAACAGAUGAGGGAACAGCUCGAACAGAGAAAAAUGGAGCCGUCCUCCGAUUUAUUUAACAGGUACUCCUUCAUUCGUCACAUGCAGGCGGAUUGGUUGAUGUGGAAACGAUAUUUAGAUAAACCCGUGAUUCGUGAUGAGUUGAAUUAUAGAAAGGUGGAAAAUUUGAAGAUGCCUCAGGGACUUGACUUGUUUGACGCAUCUGAAGCUAUAAGAAGAAUGCAAGCCACUUACGGGAUGUUAUCCAAUGACAUAGCCAAGGGUUUCCUAGAUGGAGUUCAGUACAAUUCAACACUGGCACCCAUUGAUUGCCUUGCAAUGGGCCGACACUUAAUGAAUCAAUCGCGAUGGACAAUUUCCGAACAAUGGAUUCUGGCAGGGAUUAAAGCACAUGAUCGGAAAGGUCCUCAAACAGAAAUGAUGUUACUGAGGGGACCGACAAAAGCUGAACUCUUUAGAACACUGGGUAAAGUGCGGUUCGAAAUGAGAAAUACAGAAGGAGCCGUGAAAGCUUAUGAAGAUGCUCUCAAGCAAUCGCCCCAUGAUCAGGAAAUAUUCCAAGAGUAUCAACACUUAAAGAAAGUUCUUACAUUAUCGCUAAGUGAACCGAUCCGAGAGGAACCCAAUGAUGACAACGAAGAAAUGGAGCUGCCGCACUGCUGCAGUGGUCGUUGUGAAAGGCCCCAAAAACUCAAGAGACUAUAUUGUGUGUAUAAUUGUAUAACUGCUCCUUUUCUGCGACUGGCCCCCAUCAAAACGGAGAUUCUCUCGGUUGACCCCUUCGUGAUUCUUCUACACGACAUGGUCUCCCCCACGGAGGGUGCUCUUAUAAGAUCUUCCAGUAAAAAUCAGAUUCUUCCUUCCGAAACAGUCAACGCCGCAAACGAGUUUGAAGUCGCCAAGUUCCGCACUUCAAAGUCAGUUUGGUUUGACAGUGAUGCCAAUGAGGCGACUUUAAAGCUUACUCAACGUUUGGGUGAAGCAACUGGCUUAGAUAUGAAACAUUCCGAGCCUUUUCAGGUCAUCAACUAUGGAAUUGGAGGCGUCUUUGAAAGCCAUUUUGACACGUCCCUCGCGGACGAGGAUCGAUUCGUUAACGGAUAUAUUGACCGACUCGCUACAACACUUUUUUAUCUAAAUGAUGUGCCACAAGGCGGGGCCACCCAUUUUCCUGGUCUAAAUAUCACUGUCUUUCCAAAGUUUGGAACUGUUCUCAUGUGGUACAAUCUGCACACGGAGGGUUUGCUGCAUGUCCGAACCAUGCACACCGGCUGCCCAGUUAUUGUGGGCUCCAAAUGGGUUGUCAGCAAGUGGAUAGACGACAAAGGUCAAGAGUUCAGAAGGCCCUGCCUUAGAUCGCACUUAGAUUCAAAAUAUUUGUCAUCAAUAGAGAAGAUUAUUGUCUAG
Messenger RNA from Drosophila simulans, 1645 nucleotides. RefSeq names its product prolyl 4-hydroxylase subunit alpha-2. Gene Ontology annotation, molecular function: iron ion binding; L-ascorbic acid binding; protein binding. The transcript has 8 exons. Gene Ontology annotation, biological process: peptidyl-proline hydroxylation to 4-hydroxy-L-proline. The record is from RefSeq and is a predicted model, not a curated record. NCBI's taxonomy places the organism in Eukaryota, Metazoa, Arthropoda, Insecta, Diptera, Drosophilidae. Gene Ontology annotation, cellular component: endoplasmic reticulum. The coding region runs from base 74 to 1645 and encodes 523 amino acids.